This is a messenger RNA of Geodia barretti, 2359 nucleotides long. NCBI's taxonomy places the organism in Eukaryota, Metazoa, Porifera, Demospongiae, Tetractinellida, Geodiidae. The record is from the annotation of a GenBank genome assembly.
GUUAUUGAAGCAUUACUUGGGUUGGACAAAAAAGAUGAAGAUGGUGAUGAUUUGCCUGAAGCCGAGAUAACACCUGAUGAAGAUGAUAUUCAUGGGAGUGCUAGACCUGUUCAACCAGAUGAGAAAACACAUCCAGAGGAAAAUUACCAUUUUGUUGACGGGUUGUCAGAUAAUUACCUCUGCCCGAUACUGGCUGUGCUGCUACUAGAGCCUCACCUCACAGAGUGUUGCGGCCAGCACAUUUGUCAAAUAGCUGUUGAUCAGUUUUUCACACAUUCUUAUCCACGCCGUCCACCCUGUCCAUUCUGUAGCAAGCCAUUGGUCACUAUAAGAGACGCUAAUUUCGGACGUCAAGUGAGAGAGCUCCCAGUGUUUUGUCCGAAUAAGAACAGAGGGUGUGAAUUGGUAGCUGAGCUCUCAGAACUGGAGACUCAUAUAGAGCAGUGUCCGAGGCAGUUUGGUACUCCCGCCAAUUUAAAACUGAAAGCGCUAGGUCAUGAAGUAUUAAGCAAAGAAAAUGAAGGAAUUAUUGUGAAUGAGCUCAUGAAUAUCCGCAAGGUCUCACUUCAGCUUGGAAAUGCAUUAAAAGUGCCACACACUGUACUAGAGGGUAUUAAAAGCUACAAUCCAAAAAAUACGGCUAAUUAAAGUCAUUGAAGCAUUCUUAGAGGAUCAUCCCAGACCUAACUGGAUAUCCCUUGUGGAGGCCCUUCGUUCAGUCCAGUGUUCUAGGCUUGCAGGAAAACUUGAGAGAAAGUACUGUAGAGCUCAUGAAGAUGCAGAGGAACAGAAUGAUUUGCGUUUAGCUGACAAUAGUGUAGUGUGGCACACUGGACACAGUUAUGGUCAUGGACUUUACGGAGAUGUGAUGGAAGUAGCAUACAGAGGAACCACGAUGUAUGCUGCUAAAAAGUACCGACAUGUCGACAGAGCUACUGUAUUAAACCACUUUGGUCAAGACAAAUUUCUUUGUCGUAUUCAACAUCCAAACCUGGUUGCCUACUGUGGGGUAGGAUCGCUAGCUAUUGACCACUCUCCUGUAGUUAUAAUGGAAAGAAUGGACAUGAACUUGAGCACCUUUUUAGAAACCAACUCACUACCUGUUGAACAAAAACUUAAGAUUAUCAGUGAAGUAACUAAAGGAUUGAAUCAUCUCCACUCCCUGACACCAAUCAUUGUUCAUGGAGACCUCAAUGACAAAAACGUUCUCAUCUCCACACGAGUAGUUGCAAAAAUUGCAGAUUUUGGUAACAACUUCAUUGCACCACCAGAACUAGCAUCUGCAGCACAGAGAGCAGCACUUGAGUAUAUGCCACCUGAAAUAAUUGAAGGAAGUAAUUGCAAUGAAAAAGUUGAUAUAUUUUCUUUCGGUCAUCUCACAAUAUACGUAAUGAAUCAAUGUAAACCACACCCGAUAUUGGGACCCACUUUCAGAAAAGGGGGAGAGCUCACUGCUCGGUCAGAAGUUGAACGACGUGCCAAUUUCCUGGAUGAAAUGAAAGUUCAACUAGAUGGUGGCGGUACACAUCCUCUGUUUAUGAUGGUCACAGACUGCCUGGAUGAUGAUGCAGAUCAAAGACCAUCUUGUCAAGAUAUUCUUAAACGUGGCAUUUUCACUGAAAUGUUUCCUGGGGGAAAUGAAGAGCAGGCAUUUGGACCAGACACUGUCGUUAAAGCAACAAGUGUCAUACUAGGUCAUGGUGCAUUUGGUAGUGUUAUUGAAGUUGAAUGCAGAGGAAAACUAUAUGCUGCAAAAAGGUUCCACCCUGAGAAUGAAUUCAAUGAAGAGCACAAGAUUCUGGCGCACAUCCGGCACAGAAACGUUGUGCCCUACCAUGGCAUGUGCAAAUUGGCACCUGACAACACACCGGUUCUUGUCAUGGAACGAAUGGAAAUGAACUUGGGCACCUACCUCACAGCUGAACAAAAUACCAACUUGACACUCGAUAGAAAGUUUGAAAUACUUCAAGAUGUCAUUCAAGGUCUGAAUCACAUUCAUACACACAGUCCCAUAAUUAUCCACAGAGACCUCACUGCCCAGAAUGUGCUUCUUGAUGCACAAGGCACAGCCAAAAUUGGUGACUUUGGAAAUUCAUACACCGUGAAAUUGAAUGUGGCAAUGCAGGAACUGCCAAGUGCCACACCAGGAACAAUGAACUACAUGCCACCAGAAGCUCAAGACGCCGGUGAAUUUGAUGAGAAAAUUGAUGUAUUUUCAUUCGGUCAUCUUGCAUUAUAUGUCAUGAUCCAGCACCCACCUCAUCCGCUUCUGGCACACACAUACACUGUUGAAGGGGUGCACCAUGCCCGCAGUGAAGUACAACGUCGACAAUUAUACCUCGAUCAAGUCACGGACAAC